GAUGGCCGCCGAUGUGGGAUCGAUGUUUCAAUAUUGGAAGCAAUUGGAUCUGCGCCGGCUGCAGAAGGAGCUUAAUUCUGUUGCUUCCGAACUGGCUGCUCGGCAGGAAGAGAGUGAACAUUCUCAUAAACAUUUAAUUGAACUCAGCCGGGAAUUUAAGAAAAAUGUACCUGAGGAAAUCAGAGAGAUGGUGGCUCCUGUCUUAAAGAGCUUCCAAGCAGAGGUGAUUGCACUUAGUAAAAGAAGCAAGGAGGCUGAGACGGCUUUCCUCAGUGUUUACAAGCAAUUAAUUGGAGCACCAGACCCCGUUCCUGUCCUGGAGGUGGCGCAGAGCUCAGAAGAGAGGCUGCAGCAGGUCCAGUGCCUCGACCCUGAGAACCCACCCCUGAAGGAGCUCAACAGGCAACGGAAGAAGCAUCCAGAGCUCCUUGGCACCAAAGAGCAAAGAGGGGGAACGUCUCCAGCUGGGCUCACGGUGUCGGAGGGAGCCAGGCUCACCAGCGUCAACAGCAAAGCACUUUUCACAGACACCUUGCUGCAGAGAAAUGAAGCCGAAAAACAGAAGGGACUACAGGAAGCACAGAUCACUUUGGCGGCUAGGCUGGGGGAAGCAGAAGAAAAGAUCAAAGUGCUACAUGCAGCGCUAAAGGCGACCCAGACGGAGCUGCUCGACCUGCGGUGUAAAUAUGAUGAAGAGGCGGCUUCAAAGGCAGAUGAAGUAGCAAUGAUCAUGACAAACCUUGAAAAAGCCAAUCAGCGAGCGGAGGCAGCCCAGAGGGAGGUGGAGAGUCUGCGGGAGCAGCUCGCAUCUGUAAAUAGUUCCAUUCGCCUGGCCUGUUGCUCUCCACAAGGACCCAGCGGGGAUAAAGUGAACUAUUCGCUGUGCUCAGGGCCCAGGCUCGAGGCUGCGCUGGCGGCAAAGGACCGGGAGAUUCUUCGACUCCUCAAGGACAUUCAGCACCUCCAGAACUCUCUGCAAGAGCUGGAAGAGUCCUCCGCCAACCAGAUUGCGGACCUGGAGCGGCAGCUCACGGCCAAGAACGAAGCGAUCGAGAAGCUGGAAGAAAAAUUGCAGGCCCAGUCUGACUACGAGGAGAUUAAAACGGAGCUGAGCAUCCUGAAGGCCAUGAAGCUGGCGUCUGCUAACUGCAGCCUUCCCCAGAGCAUAUCGAAAUCGGACGAGGCGCUGCUUCUAGACAAAGACUCUUUCUAUCCAUCCCAGAAAUACCUUUUGGAAAAGCCAAAUCUCUUAGCCAACACUGAGGAGGAUCAUUCUGAGGACGAGUUGGUGAAGGAUUCCAUGGGCACGGACCAGUCCUACCCCUCUCCCCAGCAGCUCUCUCAGCCCCCCGGGGAAGACCCUGCCUCCCCUAGCCCCCUCCAGCCUCUGCUGGGCUCCACCAUGGCCCAGGAAGCCCAGAGGACUUUCUCGUUGUCCCCUUUCCCCAGCAUGGCUGCGGGCGAGCGGCUGCCGACGGACGCCUUGCUCCCCAAGCAAAUGGUGCCGCCAGCGUACAAGAGCGAGAACGGCAGUGUGCUGGCCUUCCCCUCCCCCUUCUACACGGCCAAAGGCCCCCCGCUGCCCACCAACCCCAGCCACACUGCCCCCGCCAGCGACUCGAGCCCACCCAGCGACCAGUCGGAAGGCAACAGCGCCAGUUCGGCCGACGAGGAGCAGUUGGACACGGCCGAGAUCGCCUUCCAAGUCAAGGAGCAGCUGCUGAAACACAACAUCGGGCAGCGCGUCUUUGGCCAUUAUGUCCUGGGGCUCUCGCAGGGCUCCGUCAGCGAGAUCCUGGCCAGGCCCAAGCCCUGGCGCAAGCUGACGGUGAAGGGGAAGGAGCCGUUCAUCAAGAUGAAGCAGUUCCUCUCCGAUGAGCAGAACGUGCUGGCGCUGAGGACCAUUCAGGUGCGCCAGCGAGGUAGCAUUACGCCGAGGAUUAGAACUCCAGAAACCGGCUCUGACGAUGCCAUCAAAAGUAUCCUGGAACAAGCGAAGAAGGAGAUUGAGUCUCAGAAGGGAGGUGAAACCAAGAGCUCGGCUGCUCCCCAGGUGGUCACUAACGGCAACAGCAACUCGGAAGAGGCCAUUAAAAGCAUCCUGGAGCAGGCCCGGCGGGAGAUGCAGGCCCAGCAGCAGGCCCUGCUGGAGAUCGAGUCCGGCAGCAGGCCCAUGGCCACGCCGCGCACGGAGCGCUCCACCUUGGCCGCCGUCAGCCAGAACAUUGUCCAGGCCUACAUCAAGCAGGAGGAGGGGACGCUGGGCACCAGCUCCAGCUCCACACAGACCCCCCUGACGGUGCUCUCCCCCGCCGCCUUCGUGCAGAGCAUCAUCCGCAAGGUCAAGUCGGAGAUCGGCGAUGCCGGCUCCUACUUCGACCAGCACUGGGCGUCGGAGAGGAGCCUGCUCAGCCGGCCCUACACCUCGGUGUCGCCCUCCCUCUCCUCCUCCUCCAGCUACUCCAGCCUGGCCAAUGGGCGGGCCUGGCCGCGGGGGGAGCCCAGUGAGGAGGAGCUGGCUGCGGGCGAGGAUGAGCCCCACAAGGCUGUGGAGAUGAAGUCUGAAGGGGCCAGCACGGAGCCGCAGAGCACCGGCCGCCUCUCCUAUUACCCGGCAUACGUCCCGCGCACCCUCAAGCCGACCGUCCCGCCGCUGACCCCGGAGCAGUACGAGAUGUAUAUGUACAGGGAGGUGGACACCCUGGAGCUGACCAGGCAGGUGAAGGAGAAACUGGCCAAGAAUGGAAUCUGCCAGAGGAUCUUCGGGGAAAAGGUGCUGGGCUUGUCUCAAGGAAGCGUGAGUGACAUGCUGUCCAGGCCCAAACCAUGGAGCAAGCUGACCCAGAAAGGCCGGGAGCCAUUUAUCAGGAUGCAGUUGUGGCUCACCGAUCAGCUUGGCCAAGGGAUCAGCCAGCAACCAAACCCGCCGCAGGCCAGCCCUGGGGAGACCCAGUCUUCCCCCUCCCCACCGCCCAGCCCUUUGGAGCAAGACAAAAGCCCCCCAGAGCCACUCACUCUAACUCUGGAGAGCAGCAAAGAAAAUCAGCAACCGGAGAGCAGGUCGGCCUCGUCACUGAGUGGGAAGAUGUGUCCCAACAGCCAAGCACCCGUGGGCAUCCAGGAAAUCGUCGCCAUGUCGCCCGAACUAGACACGUACUCCAUCACCAAGAAGGUCAAAGAGGUGUUAACGGACAACAAUCUAGGCCAGCGGCUGUUCGGGGAGAGCAUCCUGGGCCUGACGCAGGGCUCGGUUUCCGACCUCCUCUCCAGACCCAAGCCGUGGCACAAGCUGAGCCUGAAAGGCAGGGAGCCCUUCGUCCGCAUGCAGCUCUGGCUCAACGACCCUCACAACGUCGACAAGCUCCGCGACAUGAAGAAACUGGAGAAGAAAGCUUAUCUGAAGCGUCGCUAUGGGCUGAUCAGUGCCAGCUCUGACAGCGAGUCUCCCAACACCCACUCUGAGUGCACCAGCCCCAGCCUCCAGCCCCAGGACCUCGGCCUUCUCCAGGUCAAAAAGCCCCGGGUGGUCCUAGCUCCAGAAGAGAAGGAGGCCCUGAAGAAGGCCUACCAGCUGGAGCCAUACCCGUCCCAACAGACCAUCGAGCUGCUCUCCUUCCAGCUGAACCUCAAGACCAACACAGUCAUCAACUGGUUCCAUAACUACAGGUCCCGGAUGCGCCGGGAAAUGCUGGUGGAAGGGGCCCAAGACAACGACACAGACCUGGAGCCGAGCAGCUGUGGGAGCAGCAAUUCACACAGAGUCCCCAACCCGCUGAGCCCGGAUUCGGAGGGGGAGGACAGGAAGCCCGUCUUCAGAGACACGAAGCACAGAGGGCCGAGCGAGACCCUGAUCAGGGUCAAGCAGGAGCAGAUGGAGGCGGGGGAGAAGGGCGACUGUUACAAUCACCGGGACUCUUGCAGCCUGGAGGGGGAGACGGAGCACAUGGUGGCCUCCAUCCAGCAUCCCCGACUUCUCAAAGAAGAGCAGGUAGAUGCCGCCUGUGCGGAGGCCGCUCAGGACGCUCCCCAAAGCACUGCCAGUCUCACCAGGAGCAGCGCUUUGUACACCACCGCGCACGCCGCUGGCACUCCUGACUGCUCUGCCCUUCAUCCACCCCAGGAAUUGGAAGGUGGAGAGCGGCUGCACCCUGACCCCAUUAGCUUUAAAUCCACCUCGGAGUCCUCCCGCUGCAGCCUAGAGGUCUCUCUGAACUCGCCCUCAGCUGCCUCCUCUCCGGGCCUCAUGAUGUCCGUCUCGCCAGUCCCGUCCUCCUCUGCUCCCAUCUCUCCGUCACUGCCAAACACCACCUCCGCCAAGGUGCAGAGUUCAAGUCCUGCCGCCGAUACGGGCUCUUUACAGCAGAGUGUCAAGCUGAACACGAACAUCCAGCGGAGACACGAGAAAAUGGCCAACCUCAACAACAUCAUCCACAGGCUAGAAAAGGCAGCUAAUCGGGAGGAAUCCCUGGAGUGGGAAUUCUGAACGGCUGGGCAGCGGCUGAAGAACAAGGAUCUGAUUGGUUGCUUUCGUUGGUGACAAUUAUAAACUUUCUGGAACACGUUGAUGGAACAGGGAGCCCUACUGGCGUAUAUAUAUAAAUAUAUAUCUAUUUUGUUAAUUUCAUCACAUGCUGAGGACAAAAGAAAAACCCAUUUGGUUAAUAAGAAAGGGAAGGAAAAACAGCACGCAGCUUCUGAAUCUUCACGCCUGAUGAAAGGGAACAAAAAAUAAAACCUGAGCUUUGUUUUAAAUGUGAAAAAAAAACUGGGAACACUUUUAGAAAAAAAAAAUAUUUAUAGACCUCUUUUAGAUAUUUUAAUAAAAGGAUACUUUGGAAUUUAUUAACAGCGUAAGCUGUUUUGAUAUUAAAGAUAGCUAUAAAAUCAAGAUGAUGUAGCAGUUGUGUCAUUAAAUGUACACUGAAGUCUUGUAGUUUGCCACUGGAAGAGAUUAAAAAAAAAAAAGACUUAUUGAUCAAAGCCAUCGAGAAGCACUAUAAGACUGACCAAAUUUAAUAAACUUUUGACUAGCGGUUUUUCCACAUUUGUCUGUAAGACACUGCAUUGCUACUCUCCUUUCCAGAGACUGUGGUAUAGUCCAUGAAGACUCUAAAUUGAAACCCUUGAUGCCAUCGAGUAUGUAUUUAGUUCUGGUGGUAUGUUUUGAACCCUUUGUAACACAGAAUGUCACGUGCAGUUGUAUAUGUUGUAGAAAAUGUCUGCAAUAGCCUUCCUGAACAAGCUGUAGCAUGGUCCAUAACCAAGUCCUUCCACUUCCUCUAGUGAGUAACCCGUGACAAACCGAAGUGAACGAAACCAUUUCAGCGGUUGGCGGCAAAGCUUUCUGUCCGUUUGAAAAACAAACAAAAAAAAUGAAAUAACCCAUAUCUCUGAUUUUGGGAGGGAGAAGGAAAAGGUUCACGGGUGCAAAAUGUCUUUUGACGUAUCUGGUUUGAUGGUAACGUACGUUAACAAUGAUCAUGACAUCGCAAGAUAUUUUUUUUUUAUGCAUGAGCCUCACCUCCUUUGGUGAGUGGGCGUCGGCCAGCAGGACACCUUAACUCUGAGCUUUCAAUGCCAGUGCUUGGGGGCGAGCACUCAAAAAAUAUAAACCACUGGCUCACAUCCGGAGUCGGAAUCUGUUUGGUUUUACCUUAGGCAGUUCCAGCGUUUGAGGCAGAAGCACCUUUAUGUUGCUAGAUUUUGGGCUCUAGGAAGAGCGCCAAGGAAUGAGGAUUAUCCUCCAGGUUUGAAUCCGUCGACAGCAAAUGGCUUUCUUUAUAUGUUAUGGCUUCUGCAUGUCAAAUAGGUCCUCAGCUGCUAUAUACAGCAACACUUGGUUGAAGUUACAGACUAAGGCCAAGCGCCUUCCCCCCGCACUGAGUGAAGGGUAUAAACCCUGGACAGUAGAAAGGCAGUGCUGCAGCAGUUAGGGGCACUUGCUUCCACCCCACCCCCACUUUGCAGUGGGCGCCGUUACAACAAAUUCGCCCUCUGGUACCCGCAGUAUCUUCCCGUGCUUAGAUAGGAGGUCCUUGAUAAUCUACCGGGGUCCUGAUUCAGCAAAGCCCUUUUAAGCACAUGCUUUGACUUCAGUAAGGCCUAAGCACGCGUGUGACGUUACACGUCAGUGUUUUGCUGAACUGCGGCCUUCGGGCCUGGUCCAGAGCUCACUGAAGCAUGCAGGAGUCUUACCAUUGAUUUCUGAGGGCUUUGGAUCAGGCCUUCAUUACAGAGAGGCACGUGCUGAGUUAUCAGCCAUCGGACCAGGCAUUUUAGCAGCGUCAGUGGCACGUGUAUCUCUGUGCUGUUGAAUUGCCCCUGCGAUGGAUUUUUCCCCCAUUCUCGCAGCUAAAGACUCUUGAAUAGACCAAGAUCUAUCUUAACCCAUGCCAGUGAUCAAGCCCCGGCUAACGCAAUGCCUUUCAAAGAAGACUGGUUUAAAUGAAUUGUUUUGGUUUGUUCAGUGCUGGGUGGGGGCUUUUAACAGCCUUUGGCAAGGACCAGAAUGCAGCAUG
Terrapene triunguis (Three-toed box turtle) is the source of this 6518-nucleotide messenger RNA. It is a transcript of the gene CUX2, whose product is annotated as cut like homeobox 2. Gene Ontology annotation, biological process: regulation of DNA-templated transcription. The transcript has 22 exons. NCBI's taxonomy places the organism in Eukaryota, Metazoa, Chordata, Testudines, Emydidae. The record is from RefSeq and is a predicted model, not a curated record. Bases 2 to 4483 code for a protein of 1493 amino acids. Gene Ontology annotation, molecular function: DNA-binding transcription factor activity, RNA polymerase II-specific; DNA binding.